This is a messenger RNA of Pleuronectes platessa (European plaice), 8516 nucleotides long. It is a transcript of the gene ddhd1b, whose product is annotated as DDHD domain containing 1b. The transcript has 13 exons. The record is from RefSeq and is a predicted model, not a curated record. The coding region runs from base 390 to 3056 and encodes 888 amino acids. NCBI's taxonomy places the organism in Eukaryota, Metazoa, Chordata, Actinopteri, Pleuronectiformes, Pleuronectidae. Gene Ontology annotation, cellular component: cytoplasm. Gene Ontology annotation, molecular function: glycerophospholipase activity; metal ion binding.
AUAGACUUGAUGGAGCUGUUAUCUUGCUCAGCUCUGAAAAACACACUAUAAAACUCCACGGAUAGUUUUAAUUCAAUAUAGUCCUUUGCACAAUUUUCAGCAUUAUACUAUAAUAGCUAUAUUAUCUUGGUGUGGACUAAUUUUGAAUGUCCAAACAGGAAAUUGAUUUGACAGCAUGGGGCAGCUGAGAUUACAUGCCAGCCAGCCCAGUACCGUUUAUGAUCAUCCCAGCAGCAGUCAACACGGAGCCCGGGCACGGCAGAGUGCACAGCUGCAGCGGUGUGUCUUUGAACAGUCCGGACCAGAGCUAGUCAACCUGAAGCUGCUUUGUUACGGACCAUACUCGUGCUCAGAACGGUCCGGUAUACAGAUGUUAGCAGCUGUGCAGGAUGAAUCCGCUAAUCCGGUGUAAUAGUCUGACGUCGGAGCAUCGUUGUAUCAAUGUACUGGAUCUAACGAGCUACGGCCGGACAGUGGGCGACAUGACGGAGGAAGCGACUAUCCGCCAGCAAAGCUCGGAGAAUAACUCCGUGAGCAGCAGCGAGUGGGACAUGGCAAAUGAUGUGUUUUUGUCCAGCUACGAGGACAGUGCUGCUGCUGCUGAGGACCAGGAUCCAGCGCAGCCCGUCUUGGAAAGACACCUGCCGCUGUUAUCCCAGGGUGGCAUGAUGCUGGGCCUGACCGGGGAGGAAUAUCCGGCCUCAUCUUAUCUGGAUAUGGACCCAAACUAUACUGAAAGUGAUGGGAACGUCGCAACCCAUAAGCGCAUACGGUCCAACAGCUCCAGGCACCGCGGUGACAUCGUCACGGAGCUGGGGCCAGAGGAGGUCCGCUGGUUUUACAAAGAGGACAAGCGGACGUGGAAGCCAUUCGUCGGGCACGACUCUUUAAAAAUCGAGAUUGUUUAUCGGAGAUUCUGCGAGCAAAACCCAAACAAAGUCAAACGUCCCGUAGAUCCCACCGAGGCCGAGGGGAAGGAGACGAGCAUGUCCUACGAGAUCGAGUCGGAAAGCGGGGCUGGGAACGAUGGAGGUGUCCGGGCGGAGCCGCCGGUGAAUCGGGGCGGAGGACAGCGGCGCUCGGCGUCAGAUGAGGUGAAGGAUCAGGACGACAUCAGUGUGGAGGCAGUGUGUGUCAGAGGGGGGCUCUAUGAAGUGGACAUCAGAGAGAAGGAAUGCUAUCCCGUUUACUGGAACCAGCAAGACCGUAUUCCUGUGAUGAGGGGUCAGUGGUUCAUCGAUGGAACGUGGCUUCCCCUGGAGGAGGAUGAGAGUGACCUUAUCGAGUUAGAGCACCUCACUUGUUAUCGGGGGCAACAGAUGAAGGACACAUAUGAGAUGGAGGCGGCGACCACCACCGUGGACAGCAAGGAUGGUGAGGACUCUGAAACAGCAAUCCACAGUCUGAAGCUGAGCAGGAGUCAUGUGGACUGGCACAGUGUGGACGAGGUUUACCUGUACAGCGACGCCACCACCUCCAAGAUCGCACGCACCGUCACUCAGAAACUGGGCUUCUCCAAAGCCUCAAGCAGUGGGACACGUCUCCAUCAGGGGUAUGUGGAGGAGGCAGCACCUGAAGACACCCCACCUGAAACCACACACAUUGUCUUUGUUGUGCAUGGCAUUGGCCAGAAGAUGGAUCAAGGCCGCAUCAUCAGGAAUACCAGCAUGAUGAGAGAUGCUGCCAGGAAGAUGGAGGAGAAGCACUUUUCUGAUCGAACCACAGAGCAUGUAGAGUUCCUUCCUGUGGAGUGGAGGUCGAAACUGGCUUUGGAUGGAGACACGGUGGACUCCAUCACUCCAGACAAAGUGCGAGGUCUAAGAGACAUGCUGAACAGCAGUGCCAUGGACAUCAUGUACUACACCAGCCCUCUGUACAGAGAUGAGAUUAACAGGGGUUUGACUCUGGAGCUGAAUCGGCUCUACUCACUCUUCUGCUCGCGCAAUCCAGACUUUGAGAAAAAUGGGAAAGUUUCCAUAGUGUCACAUUCGCUGGGCUGCGUUAUCACGUUUGACAUCAUGACAGGAUGGGACCCUGUGCGCUUUCAUCAUCAAGAAGCGCCAGAUCCAGAUGAAACAAAAGACCGCUGGCCAAGUGACGAAGAGCGCCACCUUCAGGAGCAGUUGAGACUCACACGCCUCAGGUUGAGGGACUUGGAGGAUCAGUUCCAAGGUCUACAGACCUCAUCUUGUGUUGCAGUGCCGGCCUUGAAAUUCAAGGUAGAAAAUUUCUUCUGCAUGGGUUCCCCUCUGGCGGUUUUCUUGGCAUUACGAGGGAUCCGGCCUGGAAACAAUACUGUACAGGACCACAUCCUCCCGACAUCUGUCUGCAAACGCCUCUUCAACAUAUUCCAUCCCACAGACCCUGUGGCCUACAGAUUGGAGCCUCUGAUCUUAAAACACUACAGUAACAUUAGCCCGCUUCAAAUCCACUGGUACAACACCACCAGUCCCACACCGUACGACCAGAUCAGGCCAACGCUGCUCAACCCCCCGAAGGAGACUGCAUCUGUCUCAGACUCCGAGAGCAUCCCCAGCCCAUGCACCUCUCCGCCCCAGGCUAGAAGGCACUACGGAGAGUCUAUUACCAGCUUAGGCAAGGCCAGCAUCAUGGGUGCUGCAAGUCUUGGGAAAGGAAUAGGAGGAAUCCUCUUUUCCCACUUUUCCCGUUCAAGCAGCCAGGUGGGUGGAGUGGAGGAGGAGCCGUCAGACUGCGACGCAGGAGCUUCUGAAGUGGAAAACAUUGCAUCGGGAGAGGACGGAGCCACAGUGGUAGACAGUGAAGAGAAGGAGAAACAAGUAGAGGAGGAAAGGAGGGAGGUGGAGCCGACCAUGUCUCAGUCCAGCUCAGCUGUAAUGGACAGCACCUCGUUGGAAUUGGAGAAGCGCAUCGAUUUCGAGCUACGGGAGGGCCUGGUGGAGAGCCGCUAUUGGUCAGCAGUGACCUCACACACGGCUUAUUGGUGCUCUUAUGAUGUGGCUCUUUUCCUCCUUACCUUCAUGUACAGACCACAGGAACCACUUCAAUCUCCAGAAGAUAACACAGAUGCCUCGUAACAUAGUAGCAGAGUGACGCAUGGAAUCAUUAACACUCGGGUCAAUUCACUUUCUAUUCAUGCCUCUUGAAGUCUGACUGACUUCAUUCCUCAUUUUACAAUUUUAUUUAUAGAUUAAUUUGAUUUUACAAUAAUGAUACACUAUUUAAUAUAAAAUGUGGAAUACUUGAAGACCAAUUAUUAUUUUAAAAGAUGUUUUCAUUUUAACUACAGAUAAAUCUCUUCUGUUUUCUAAUAUCAUGUUAUUAUGUUAACUUAAUAUGAAUGGCACUAAAGGGCUGCUGUGCACUCGAGGAUAAUUGGGCCGAUUUGAGAGUGCAGAGUAACUUGUAGCAAUACUGCAGCAGCAGUGACAGCAAAGGUGGUGAUGGGAAAUUUCUUUCUGCUUAAAUAGACCAGCUGAUAAGGUGGGUGUGCAUUAUAGAUGGUUGUGGAGAGUGAGGUAUGUCACAUGAUGUAUGUCACAUGAUGUAUGUCACAGGAUGGAGCAGCGCAGCUCAAGUUGGCUGCCUGAACUAGCUCGCAGGCGUCGCUCCGCGAGCUUACUGGGUAGCGAAACCAAGCGAAUAUUUAGUACUUAGCUGCAGAUAAAAACAAUACAUUUGCAACUGACCUCUGAACACACAACCUCAUAUUUGCUUUUCUUCUGAAGUCAUGUAUAACCACACAAGUUUUCCACACUUAAAAUAAGAAGGUGGUGGUAAUGCUCCUAAAAGUUGUUUGCCUGUGGAAGUCUGUGGAAUCACCACUGUGAAAAUCUUUCCUAUAAAUGGCAAGUGUAAUGGUCUUACAUUCUGGCCAAAUUGACUAGUGUGUGCUGUCUGACUUUAUUAUAAUAUUGAAAAUUGGUCAAAUCUCUUAUGUCUGUGGUCUCCAACGUUUUUUUAAAUUGGUUAAAGGUCAAGUGUGUAAGAUUUAGGUCAAGGGGAUUUAAUGGCAAAAAUUGUAUAUAAAACACUCCUAGUGAUGUUUUCACUGGUGUGUACUAAUCUAAAUUUCUUGAAUUGUCUAAAUUAUACACCUUUUGAGUUUUAAUGACAACAGAAGGCUACCACAGGUUCUCAUGUAUGUUUGGAAGGGGAGGUUGAGUUGAGGGGUAUUGAGCUGCGACAUGCAACUUCACCGCUAGAUGUCACUACACACUGAACCUUUAAUAGUUGAAAAUCCUCUAGUAUCCACCAGGCAUAAAGAGGCUAUAAUUCUGAUAAAAAUGAUUGAGGAUAUGUGCUGCACAAGAUACAACAGUUAACUUUGACAGUAAUACAUAAUCAACAUGAAGUGAAAUAGAUAGCAAACUCAAAUCAAUCAAUCAAAUUUUAUUUGUAUAGCCCAUAUUCACAAAUCACAAUUCUCAUAUGGCUUUAACAUUUUGUGACAUCCUCUGUCCUUAACCCUCAGCAAGAGUAAGGAAAAACUACUAAACACCCUUUUAACAGGGUAAAAAUACGUAGAAACCUCAGAGAGAGCCACAUGUGAGGGAUCCCUCUCCCAGGACGGACAGAAGUGCAAUAGAUGUCAGCUAUAGGAAAACAUCAUCAAGAUUAAAGUUUUUAGCAGCAUUGAUGAGGGUAAACAUUUUGAAGGAUAACUUCAAUACUAUAUGUCAAGCAGUCCUGCUGCAAUCAUAGUCUAUGGUCAGCAGCCAGCAAGAUCAUGAUCCGCCAUCCAGAUCAGAUGCCACUAUAGUCCACAGGCAUUGUCCAUUGCCGCUUAUUAGGAUCCAUCGUCAGCCGCCGCCUCGGUUGUGGUCCACCACCAUUAUAUGAUAACAACCCGACACAGGAUCCGCCCUUACGACUACGAUCAGCCCGCAUGAUAUAGAAUCCGCCAUACUGGUUCCACCAUUGCGACCUCUAAUGCGCGAUCCACAAAUCGUAAUCCAUGGUGCGGCCACGGCGGGCCCGGAUCUGCGGGCGAUAAAGCAAAGGGACUCGGGGAAGGGGUCAAGUCAGUAACAUGUAAUGAUGAGGUGUGACUUACUUCGAUGUGAUAGGGAUGAAGAAGAGGAAGGAGAAGCUGGAAAUAGAAGCUCUGUUUGUCAUGUGUCAUAAAUUCCCUUUGCGUCUUAGCGUCAUCAGGGUUUUUUGCCUUGUAAUCAAUUAUACAAUGAUACAGGCCGAACUUGGGGGUACACUGAGGCUCAAGGUAAGAAAUGUGCUCUCUUUUCUUGGUUCUCGUCAGGACACGUGCUGCGGAAUUUUGGACAAGCUGUAGAGUCUUUAACGACUUACUGCUGGAGCCUGAUAGUAAUGAAUUACAAUAGUCCAGUCUCGAUCUAACAAAGGCGUGGACUAGUUUUUCUGCAUCUUUUUGCAAAAGGACAUGUCUAAUUUUUUAGAUAUUACGCAAGUGGAAAAAGGCUGUCCUAGAAAUUUGUUUUAAGUGUGAAUUAAAGGACAAAUCAGGAUCAAAGAUCACUCCCAAGUUCCUGACUGUGUCAUUGGAAGCAAGGGCAAUGUCGUCUAGCGCAGCUAUAUCAUUAGAUAAUGUAUCUCUAAGGUGUUUGGGGCCAAGUAUUAUAACCUCUGUUUUAUCUGAGUUUAAAAAGAGAAAAUUGCGGAUCAUCCAGGUUUUUAUAUCCCUGAGACAUGCUUGAAGUUUAGUUUAUUGAAUACUUUGUUCAGGUUUUAAUGACAAGUAUAACUGGGUGUCAUCCGCAUAGCAGUAGAAAUUUACCGAGUGUGUCCUGAUAAUGUUUCCUAGUGGAAGCAUAUAUAAUGAGAAUAAAGUUGGGCCGAGCACAGAGCCCUGUGGAACACCAUGGUUAACUUUGGUGCGCACAGAUGACUCAUCAUUAAUUUGCACGAAUUGGGAGCGAUCAGAAAAAUAAGAUUUAAACCAGUUAAGGGCAGUUCCAUUAAUGUUAAUUAACUGUUUAAGUCUUUGUAAUAAAAUUUGAUGGUCAAUUAUGUUGAAUGCUGCACUGAGAUCUAACAGAACAAAGACAUACACAAGUCCCUGAUCUGAAGCUAUUAGAAGGUCAUUAGUGACUUUUGCUAAGGCUGUCUCUGUGCUGUGAUUGGCUCUGAACCCAGACUGAAAGUGUUCAUAUAUAUUAUUUUCCUGGAGAAACAAAGGAAAAUAAUAGAUUAGAUAUUGGUCUGUAAUUGGCUAAAGCCUCUGGUUCUAGGGAGAGUUUUUUGAGAAGGGGUUUGAUUACAGCUAUUUUAAAAGACUGUGGUACAUUACCUGAUGAUAAUGACAGAUUGAUUGUAUUAAGUAAAGAACUAUCAAUAAGGAGGCACAAUUUCUUUAAGUAUAACAAAUGACUGCUAACACAAUGCCCUACACAUACCUAUUGAAUCUUAAAUCCGGAAUACUCACAAAAACAGUCAAUAUCUGAGUUAAAGCAGCAUCAAGGGAUUUUUUACCCUGUGGCGUGUUUACUCUAAUUGAAAUGUUUAUCAACAGGCAAGUUGUGCUGAUUGACAGAUGAUUGUCACCACAGUCCAAUAGUAACACAAACUACUACAUAUGUGUUGCUCAUUUGACUGAGGCAUCUUCCCUAAUCCUCACCUAUCUUUCAGACCGGAUUCAGUCGACACAUAUAGUUCAGUAAUGCAGGAACUAAACAAUAAAUGGAUAGCAUUAACGUACAUUUUCUAGUCUCAAUGGCCACUCAAAGUGCUUUACACUGUAAAUCAUAUUCACACACACAUUCAUGCAGCCCAUUAGCCCAUGGACACUUUGACACAUGGUCUGAAGCUCAUGUUGCUAUGAUUCAGUGGUGAUUGGAGAUAAGAUAUCCAUGACAAAAUAAUUACAUCAGAAAAUAGUUUUUAACAAUUAUUUAUUGAUCUUUUAGCAUUUGAACUUUUUAAGGAAGUGAAAUCAAACUUUUGCUUAAAUAAAGCUUGAUUUUGGAUAUGUGCCAUGUACAUAGAUUAUUGGCUUUGAUUAAUUAUGGCUGAGACAUGGAGACACGAGCACACAAACCAACACUGAACAUGCAGAUUCUGUGUGUUGUAGAAAAUUAAACAUUCAAGCCUGCCAUACAUGAAGCUUCUAAGUGAAUGUUUUUACAUUUGUGUUCAUUGUUAUGUUGUGAUACACUUAAAAUCCUGUUGUUAUUUAGAUUUUCUCAUAUUCGAUGUACAUAGUUUAGACUGUAAAAUUUGCAGUUGCAAAGAAGACAGGCCUUGACUCUGUAUACUGAUGUUCUGUUGUGACAGUGACAUUAUUUCUGAAUCCAGAACAGCUCUGCCUCAGAGAAUGGGUAGUUAUUCUCUUGUCCUGUUUUUCCCCCCUCUACCUCUACUAUUUUGCAGUAGCAGUUCUGAUGUGUUGAAAAUGCUAUUUAGUUUUUGAUUGUAUGUGUUGUUUGUUCAUUGACUGUUAUUCAGUACCUGCAAUUUCAUUUUCUGUGACUAUCAUUGUUUCUUAUGAAUAUUUGGAAAAAGUUAAAUAUCAAGUGAGUACAUUCAAAGAGAUUUACCAAUCAGACUCUACUUUAAAAUGUUGUUCUACUAUCUCAGUGGGGGCAGCAAAGACUAGAAACGAGUUAUGGAUUUUAUAUGAUUUUUGCAUCAAUAUGAAGAUGUUCCUAAGAACUGACAUUCUUCUCUGGUUAAAUGAUCUCUCCUUCUCUACAGCAGCAUGUAUAAACUGAUCAGCUCACAUAAAUAUGUUUACAGUGGUAAAAACUGUCAACAAUGAAAUUUAAUGAAACGUAAAAGCUAGACAAAUAGUACCGCUCUAAGCCACAUACAGUUAUAGAUAAAAAGUGCCACAAGGAUGAAUGAGGCAUUCACAACCCUAACCCUAAAUGAUUGGGACUGGCCUGCAUUGAUUAGUAAUUGAGAAGAACUUUUGAGUUGGCAGCUGGUGGUUACCCCCCUCCCCCAGGGCUUAAUUUGUCCUCGUUUACAUCUUCUUCUGUGGAGCACCCUACCGCUACCUGUGCCAAAUGUCAGCAACCCCAUGUGUGGUGUACUGGGGAUGUGACCCACUUUUAUUACUCACAUUUCUAUUUGUAUAUCUCAUUGGGCUUAAAAUGUUGUGACCUCUUGAGUCCUUAACCCUCAACUAGAGUAAGGAAAAACUACCCCCCCCACCCCCCCAAAAAAAACCUCAACAGGGGGAAAAAAAUCUAAUUAAAAUAAAGUUUUGAAAAAAGCCUGAAAGUAAAGUUUUACUGUUCUGUAAAUUCACAUAUGGCGAAAAGAUAUUUAUCUUUUGUGAUAGGACAUGACAGUACACUGUUUAUUUGUUAUGGAAAUUAUUGCCAUUCUGUUUCUCAAUCCCUCUUUCUCAAAUGAAAUGUUACUUUGCUGCUGAUCAGAGCGAAAACUGAGACGUUCUGGAGACAGGUUAGCUUCCUCAGCUGAGUGGAUGGAAAUAAAUGAGUCCUGCUUUGUCUAUUGUCAUUCUCACCCUCCCAGCCCUCUGUACUAUUACUACAUGAUGAGGUACUUUACCUUGAUAGAGCUUUGCUUUGUUUUUUAAUAAAAGUGGAAAUUCA